Paramacrobiotus metropolitanus is the source of this 1325-nucleotide messenger RNA. RefSeq names its product CD63 antigen-like. Gene Ontology annotation, cellular component: membrane. The transcript has 3 exons. Bases 108 to 863 code for a protein of 251 amino acids. Lineage: Eukaryota; Metazoa; Tardigrada; Eutardigrada; Parachela; Macrobiotidae. The record is from RefSeq and is a predicted model, not a curated record.
UAUGUUUCACAGUUCCCGUUGUGAGCGACUUUAGGCGGUCCAGCUGCAAGUACUAGUAAGUGUCUGUAAGUCUAACCAGGGGAAUCAUUACCACAUCCGGAAUUACAAUGGGUGCGGGACAGAAAGUAGUCAAAUGGCUGAUGCUCAUCUUCAACUUGAUCUUUUGGAUCUCGGGCAUCGGCCUCAUCAUCGCGGGCGCCGUGGCCCAGACAGUAUACAAGCCGUAUCUGGCCUUUCUGGAAAGCACAUACCUCUCCGCACCUGUCUUGCUCAUCGUGGUGGGCGCGGUGAUCACCAUCAUCGCCUUCUUCGGCUGCUGCGGCUCAGCGAAGGAGAACUACUGCAUGCUCAUCACCUUCGCGGUCCUCCUGGGCAUCAUCUUCUGCGUGGAGUUGGCCGGUGGCAUUGCCGGGUAUGUGGAACGCGGCCGCGUCGGUUCCUACCUGGAGUCGAAGAUGAGGACUUCCCUGGCGCGCUACAAUGCCAGCUUGGAUGAGAAGGCCUGGAAUGACACACAGACAACUUUGAAGUGCUGCGGUGUCGAUGAGUGGCAUGACUGGCUGAAUCGCAAUUCAUCGCGCGUCAACGGGACGAUCACGGGGCCAAAGGUGCCGGAGUCCUGCUGCAAGCAGCCCGCGUCGUGUGACACAUCCACGGUGAAUCUGCAGCAGAACUGUGUCCCGCCGGGUGACCACUGUCCCAUCUACCAGACCGGAUGCUACAAGCAGCUGCGUGAGCAGCUGGAGAGCAGCAUUGGGAUUAUUGGCGGUGUGGGUAUUGGCGUGGCGUUUAUUCAGAUUGUCGGGAUCGCCUUCGCGUGCUUCCUGGCACGACGCGUCAAGCGCGGAUACACGUAUGCUUAGUUAUACACGGAAUUGCUGAUUCAGUGACAUUGUAAUCUCCAAAGAUUUAAUUUGCGAUUUACUCAUAAAUUCAUAAUCAGAUAACUAUGCUGCAUAACUCAUUCAUCGCGCAUACUUUCCGUACAAAGGAUUCCAGUUCGACUUAGUCGUGUAAUGUGUUCUAUAUUAUUAUCUGAAAAGCGUUUGCUUUAUUUCUCUCCCAUUGGAUGAUAAUCUCUGUUUAGUAUGUAUCUCUUUGCAGUAGUAGUUUCACAUGCGAAACUCUAGAAAUAAGCAGUCUCUUAAUUUCUUCUCCGACAGGCGAAUGAAGCUCAUGCUUGUAAUUUGUGACAGGUUGUGCUUUUUUUAUUUGCCUGUACUCAGUGUACUGUCUUCAAGUGUCUGGUCACCGUCACUCUCGUGUAGUCACUGUUGUUGUCUGGAAGUUUAGUUCGGGCAUGUACAAUAAAAUUCAUGCAUAAG